This is a messenger RNA of Mycetomoellerius zeteki, 1377 nucleotides long. RefSeq lists its product as uncharacterized. The record is from RefSeq and is a predicted model, not a curated record. The coding region runs from base 1 to 1377 and encodes 458 amino acids. Gene Ontology annotation, cellular component: membrane. Lineage: Eukaryota; Metazoa; Arthropoda; Insecta; Hymenoptera; Formicidae. The transcript is spliced from 7 exons. Gene Ontology annotation, molecular function: ligand-gated monoatomic ion channel activity.
AUGGCUACGCGAUUUGUUCUAAUGGUCACGAUUUUACAGCUUGCGAUUUGGGACUGCUACGCCGUGAGUGGAAUAAUCUGGCAUAAACAACAACAAGAAUUUGUGCAUUUGUUUAGCAUCCCACAAUUUGCCGCUCUUCAAAAAGAAAAUUUAAUUAAACGUCAAGCGGUUAUAGAAAAGCUGAACAUGAACGGAGAAGUGGUGAAAGCUGUGUAUUACGAGGAAAUGAAUAUGGUAAUGUUUAACGACAAUGAUACAACGAUUAAUGGUAUUUUCGGCCAACUGUGGUACCUUCUUGAGGAUUAUCUCAAUUUUACAUUCAUCCCAAUACGAACAGCCGAUCGAACUUUUGGUGAGUUGCUGGAAAAUGGUAGUCAUAACGGUUUGCUUGGCAUGCUCGAGCGAAAUGAAGCGCAAGUAAUCAUGAGAAGUACAUUCUAUUUAACUCGCAUGAAUGUAGUGGACUAUAUAAUGCCUACUUGGAAAAGCACGUACUAUGUUUAUGUUCAUCCAAAAUGGCUGUACGAUAAUACAUGGGUAUUUACGCUAUUUUCAUGGCAAACAUGGUUGAAUACAGUAUUUUUGUUCAUCAUUUUAAGUUGCGUUGGUUAUUUUCUGCAGAAAGUAUCGAUGAGCAAAUCUAAACACAAAAGAGAAGGUUCCGUAGGUUUCAGCCUAGGCGAUCAUUUUUUCUAUUCGUUCACCAUAAUGAGCGCACGAGGCUACAUACCCAACGCUUUUUAUAACAAGUUCAAGAUCUUAACAUUGUCAAAGACUAUAUUUGCGUGGCUAAUACUGUUAGCCUUUAGUUCUCAUCUCAUAUAUCGGAUGACAUAUAGAGAGCAGAUGCUGUCGUUUCAAGAUGUAGAGUCUCUUUUUAACAAUACAAAAUACAUCUUACUGUUUACAUAUGGAAGCUUGGUUGAUGAAUAUUCAUCUGCGCGUAUAAAUAUUAUAGAUAUAGCAGAAGACAUGUAUUAUCAAAUUUGUUCUAACGUGACGAAAUAUGCAUUAUUUGAUUGCGACGAUCGAUUUAUGGCAUUAAGCAGAAAGUGCCAACUUCGAGCCACGGGUAGAGCCAACGCGACCUGGAUAACAAUCGCAUUUCAGAAGAAUUACCGUUACAGAAAGAACUUCGAUUACGCAAUCAUCAAAUUCAGAGAAGUUGGACUGAUUGAUAAUCUUAGAGAUAAUUGGUUUAAUAUCAGACUGGAGGAUACAGACCAAGAAAUAUUCAACCCGAUUGAUUUCCACCAAGUCUAUUUGAUUUUUUUAAUAUUAUAUUGCGGGAUCCUAAUAUCAUUUGUGAUACUCAUUCUGGAAAACAUAAUGUACUAUUACAAAAUAAAUAAUAUACGGCAAUAUAGACGCAGAUAA